This is a messenger RNA of Cylicocyclus nassatus, 713 nucleotides long. The record is from the annotation of a GenBank genome assembly. NCBI's taxonomy places the organism in Eukaryota, Metazoa, Nematoda, Chromadorea, Rhabditida, Strongylidae.
UUUUAAGAACGCGAUCUUUUUUUCAACAGUUGUCGGAGAUGCUUUGCAUCAGCCUAAUUAUUUCUUCCUUGAUGGCAACGGUUGCUGCCUUCAAAUAUGGGGAUAUACCAGUGGAAUAUAGGGAACUGAUACCUGCGGAAGUGAAGGUGUUUAUCAUUGGUCUAUCGGAUGCUGACAAGAAAGUUCUAAAGGAAGUGUUACACAGUACCUCGGAUUUCGAAAAUGAAGAUCAGCUUGUGGAUGCCAUAAGAGAAAAAUCUCCCGACUUGGCAGAAAGGGCUAACAAGCUUAGUGAUAUGUACAAAACAAAACUUGCUGCACUCGGACCAGAGGCUCAGACAUUUGCUAAAGAGAUGAUGAAAAACUGUCUGAAAGUUAGACUGCAGUACUUUGGUGGAAAGAAUCCCAGUCGCGCUGAUUUGAAGAAAAUAGCCUUGGAUCUUAUAGAAAAGUACAAAGCUCUUUCCAACGAUGCUAAGGAAGAUUUAAAGAAGGAGUUUCCCAUCAGCGCAAUUUUAUCAAAUGAGGCAAUGUUGGAACGCCUGAAAAAUAUGAACUAGACCACCGAAACACUUGAAGAAGAAGCCUGCACCAGCAAUUUUAAAAAUUUGCACUUCUCUAUCUACAAGAGGAAAACGUACCUGUGACAGUCUGAACAAAGCGUGCUUGAUAAUGUUUUUACUACUAGUGUAAUAAAGAUUAGUAUCACUGGA